AUGAAAAUCCUGCAUUUUCUCACUUUACUGCUUUGGCAUUUGACUUGGCUGUCUCUGGAUCUAGUUCCUGGAGCGCUGAGUAAUUCUGAAGCAGGCCAGGGUAAUCCAGGAUCUAAACUAGGUUUUUUGAAAGCAGAAGGAAAGGAGAGGAAUCCCUCUGCACGGGCAGGUACAUUGAGGACUGCAAGCCAUGGAUACAGUGCUGGGACCUCAAAGGCCAGGACUAAAAGCAGUGCUGUGCAGGCUGGAGCUCUGCUGGCCAAGAACGAUGACUCAAAGAAGGUUCCCUCGAGAACAGCAGCCACGGAGGGCAAGGUAGGACAUCUCCCCAGCAGACCUUCUGGAGUAAGGACAGUCACUCCAAAGGUUCAAAAUCUUAGCAGCAAGGUGGCUUUGAAAAAAACUGGCACAAGCAGUACUGACAGUGAUUCUCUCAAAACCAAAAAGACUAAAGAGCCUGUAACCCAGAGGGAAGCUAAGGAAACUUUCCGACAUCCCCCGAUAACGCCACAUGAAUACAUGCUCUCUUUGUACAGGACUCUCUCAGAUGCAGAAAGAAAGGGUGUUAAUGGAAGUGUAAAACUGGAGGCUGGACUUGCCAAUACAAUAACCAGCUUUAUAGACAAAGGACAAGAUGAGCGAGCACCAACUGUAAGAAAACAAAAAUAUAUUUUUGACAUCAGUGCAUUAGAAAAAGAUGGUUUGCUGGGAGCAGAGCUUCGAAUAUUGAGAAAAAAACCUUCUGAUACCUGGAAGUCUCAUUCUUCUGGAAAAACUUCCCAAGUAAAAUUAUUUAGUUGCUCUACAAACAGACAAGCCUCCACACUCUUGGACUCUCGGACUGUCAGCAUCACCGAUACACCCAAGUGGGAAGUGUUUGACAUCUGGAAACUUUUCAGAAACUUUAAAAACUUGGUUAACUUGUGUUUUGAACUGGAAACUUUUGACAGGGGGAGAGCUGUUGAUCUCAGGAGUGUGGGAUUUAAUAGAACAGGAAGACAGGUCAAUGAAAAGGCUCUGUUCUUGGUGUUUGGGAGGACGAAAAAAAGAGAUUUAUUCUUCAAUGAAAUCAAAGCUAGAUCCGGCCAAGAUGACAAAACUGUUUAUGAGUACUUAUUCAACCAGAGGCGGAAGAGAAGAGCUCCUCUAGCAACGCGGCAAGGCAAGAGGCCCACCAAGAAUCUGAAGGCGAGGUGUAGCAGAAAAGCCCUCCACGUGAAUUUUAAGGAUAUGGGCUGGGAUGACUGGAUAAUUGCCCCCCUGGAGUAUGAGGCGUAUCACUGCGAAGGGCUCUGUGAAUUCCCACUCCGCUCCCACCUGGAGCCCACCAACCACGCGGUCAUCCAGACUUUAAUGAACUCCAUGGACCCCGAGUCCACGCCCCCGACUUGCUGCGUCCCAACCCGGCUGAGCCCCAUCAGCAUCCUUUUCAUUGACUCUGCAAACAACGUGGUCUACAAGCAGUACGAGGACAUGGUGGUGGAGUCCUGUGGCUGCAGGUAG
This is a messenger RNA of Melospiza georgiana, 1503 nucleotides long. RefSeq names its product growth differentiation factor 5 (gene GDF5). The transcript is spliced from 2 exons. The record is from RefSeq and is a predicted model, not a curated record. Lineage: Eukaryota; Metazoa; Chordata; Aves; Passeriformes; Passerellidae. Gene Ontology annotation, cellular component: extracellular region. Gene Ontology annotation, molecular function: growth factor activity; cytokine activity. Bases 1 to 1503 code for a protein of 500 amino acids. Gene Ontology annotation, biological process: BMP signaling pathway; SMAD protein signal transduction.